Hylaeus anthracinus is the source of this 2212-nucleotide messenger RNA. RefSeq lists its product as uncharacterized. The record is from RefSeq and is a predicted model, not a curated record. NCBI's taxonomy places the organism in Eukaryota, Metazoa, Arthropoda, Insecta, Hymenoptera, Colletidae. The coding region runs from base 412 to 2199 and encodes 595 amino acids. The transcript is spliced from 11 exons.
UUAUGUUUCAAACGCAGUCUAUUUAAAUCUAUCAAUGAAUUUAAAAAGGCGCUCAAGUAGUGGCGCCUGUGUUUAUAUGUUUACAUAUAAUAUGCGUACGCACAGGCUUCUGUUCAUCUUAUUUUUUUCGAUAGUUGUCUAGUUUCCUUAUUUUUCUGUUACACACAAUCAAGUGUACGGGCAAACAUGUUUUACGAAAGAGUAUGCAUCGAAAAUGGAUAAUGUCAACAGUCGAAAACCAUCAAAGUGAUCUUUUCAAUAUUAAGAAGAAAAAAAAACGUGUAGUCUAUUUAACUAAUCAGUGUAAAGUUUUGUGGGAAAUUUAAAUGUUUGAAUGUACGUUAACCAGUGGGUGAUAAUUUGUUGUACAGUUUACGUCGCAUGUAGUUUGUUUGAAAGUAAAACGCAAUUAUGUAUAAAGGUUAUCUUACUAUUGCGUUUCUCCUCGUAUGUCACUGUUUAUCAAUUUCAAAUGGGAAUGAAUGUGAUUUUAUUUGUAAUAUUGAUGGAUGUAAAACACCAGAAUACUAUACAAGCAAUAGCAUUUCAUCCAUUGAAUUUUGUACAAGGGAAGAUAUGCCAAGAAAUGUGAAUUUUACAUUACCAGAAAAUAAAAAUGAAAUUUCUGAGUUGCCUGUUGGCUUGGAGAUUAAUUUUAUACCACCAAAAAGAGAAUGCAAAUACGAAAUUGAUUUAUUAGCAAAUGAAUUAGUUAGUGAGACAAAAUGUAUGAGUUAUGAUUUUUUUGAUGCUAAAAUACAUACAACUAAGUGUGCCAUUUGUUUCAUUUCAAAUGACAAUCAGUAUCUGGACAUUGUUGGCAUGAUCUUUUCAUAUAUAUUUACAGCAUGCUAUGCUGUUCGGUUUCAUUUUAAUGAACAUGAAUAUGUUGAGUCUAAGAAAUUUCUAAAAACAGAUUAUGAACGUACAGAAGUCACAUUACCAGAGUUGAGAUGUUCUUAUAAUGUUGUACAUAAUGCUACUAAGAAUAAAAAGCUCCACUUUGAAAUGAACUUUUCAACAUCAAUAGUUUCAAAAGUGUUGUUACAGUUUGGAUUGUUUUAUAUUGUGAAUGGAGAAGAAGUCUGUGAUAAUAUCAUUCAUGAAUGGGACUUUGAUGUUUUGAAGGAGUAUGCUGAGAACAAAUAUUAUAAUUCUAAUACAAGUUUGUUGAGAAGUAGGAACUAUGAAAAAAAUAUAAACUUCAGUAUUGAAGUUUCAAAAUCUUCAAAUUAUUGUUUUCUAAUAGCUUUAAUUGAUGAAAGAUGUACAAAUAAUACUCUGUGGAAUCCACCUAUGGGCAAGUCCAAACCAUGUCAGUGGAUAAAAGAGUGUUACUAUACUCCUAAGUAUGAUAUUGGUCCAACUGAAAUUGGUGCUGACUCCUACUUGUACUGGCCAAUUGGUAUUAUCACAUUAAUUAUGUUUGGAAUACUUGGAAUUGUGUACCUCAUGUAUACCAUACACAUUCAUUGUAUACAGGGAAAGAGGUUCUAUAUAAAUUGUGGCAAAAGUAAUGUCACAAAGAUGGAAUGUAAUCAAUUGAACAUAUGUACCUCGAAAGAUAAGGGGAAGACAUGUGAAAGCAUUAGUACUAUGAAUAGAGAUAUUGUAUUGUUAUAUCCUAAAAGUUCUGAAUCAUUUAUGGCAUUAAUGGGAGAUUUUCGUGAAAUGCUUUCUAGAGUCUGCCAGUGUCCAGUACAUGAUUGGCACAAUGGAACAGAAUGGAAUUAUGUGGCUGAGAUAGGUGCAUCCGAUUGGUUUGCUGAAAUGCUCAAUAAGGGAUACCGUGUUAUUUGGAUAGAUACACCAAUGACGCGAUCAUUAAUUUCACGAAGAUUCAAAUGCAAUUCAUAUACUAAGAAUUCUGAGCAAUUUAACUUUACAGAAGUUGGUGACUUUCGUGACAUGGUAUUCCCUACAAUAUUUAACAUAGCAAAACGUAACAUUGAAAAUUCGAUAUUGGAGCAGCACAAACAUUUUAUUGUAAGAUUAAAAGGAUUUGAAAAUUUUGAAAAUGAAAACGAUCCAUUUAUCGAUUUAUCUGUACAUAUACGAUACCUCAUACCUCAAGAUUUAAAUACAUUGUGUUCAGAUUUGAUAAUGUCAGAUUCAAAUUUAAUUGUACCACUUAUAAGUCAAGAAGAGAAUCUUAUAAAACAACACUUGUAUGAUAUAGAAUUUGAUUUUUAUAAAUAAAUAUUUAAACUUA